GGAGGGGCAGCAUCAAUGACGAGCAAAUUGUAAAUAUUGCUCUUGAGAGAGCGACUACUCUCAUAGAAUGCGGCUUUGGUGGUAUCAGUGGCCAACUCUUGGUCCGGCUUGCUCCUUAUGGGAUUUCUCUCGGACAAUACUGUUACCUUAGGAUGGGGCAAGGUCUUACGGGAGCACCCGGUACCUACAGUCGCCUCAAGGACAUUGCCAUGGGGCGUAUUCCUGAACCUAACGGAGAGCCGGGAUUAUAACAACAAGCACCACAACCAUGUUCAACUCGUCCAGAAAACACGAGCUAACACAACGAUCUUCUCGCUCUGCUACCACUUCUGUAUCGGUAAGCCCUGCAAAGUUGGAAUCUACAUCGGUACAACAGGCACCUCCUCGCGCGGACUGACGCUUACCCGCGCCGCACACUUAAUCUUGAUGGAGACCGACUGGUGCAGUACGAACCACAAACAGGUAUUUGGCCGGUGCCAUCGGAUCGGUCAGAGAGCUAGUCGUGUUCGCAUAUGUCUUCCAAAAUACCCAAAUUGAAUGCGAGCAACUUGCCCUCGAGAAGCAUUUAGCACGAUUAGCACUGGGAAAGAUAUU
Molecule: messenger RNA, 594 nt
Organism: Aspergillus eucalypticola CBS 122712
Lineage: Eukaryota; Fungi; Ascomycota; Eurotiomycetes; Eurotiales; Aspergillaceae
Exons: 2
Coding region: 118-537 (139 amino acids)
Source: RefSeq, a predicted model, not a curated record